AUGUCACAUUCCACUCUUGACCAUGAUCGUCUUAACCGCAAACACACUCUCCUAGCGUCAUCCGUAUCAUCCUCAAGUAGUAUGAAGAGUGGCUUUAGUACGGCAAAUAAUGUCUGGGGCGCUCUGGCGUCGAAGGCACAAACAUUCUUCUUGAAGACCGGCAGAUUCACAAUCAGAGGAAACUCCACGGGCAAGAGAAUCAAGCCCAUCACAAAGCUAGCCACUAUCUAUGAGAAACGCGCCGACGAGGAGCACAAACCCUCAAAAGCGUCAACGCCAUCCAAUGUGGAGAGAGAGAAAUUGAUUCCUCGUGCUGUUCUUGCUGUGGACUACAAGAGUCCAGUUGGAAUGUUCCAUAUGCCCAAGGCCAUCGGUAUUGUUCUCGAGUCAGAGCAACAAGCGGAGAGAUGCGUGGCCCCUGUUCCUGUGAAAUUCUCACCCCCUAAACCCAAACUUCCUACUCCACGUCGUGUCCCGGUGCCGUCCUUCGAGGAGGGCAAAGAAAAUGCCCCGCCUUGA
Molecule: messenger RNA, 519 nt
Organism: Cantharellus anzutake
Lineage: Eukaryota; Fungi; Basidiomycota; Agaricomycetes; Cantharellales; Hydnaceae
Exons: 4
Coding region: 1-519 (172 amino acids)
Source: RefSeq, a predicted model, not a curated record